Messenger RNA from Pseudogymnoascus verrucosus, 2242 nucleotides. RefSeq lists its product as uncharacterized. The transcript has a single exon. Gene Ontology annotation, molecular function: beta-galactosidase activity. NCBI's taxonomy places the organism in Eukaryota, Fungi, Ascomycota, Leotiomycetes, Thelebolales, Thelebolaceae. Bases 283 to 2154 code for a protein of 623 amino acids. The record is from RefSeq and is a predicted model, not a curated record. Gene Ontology annotation, cellular component: vacuole. Gene Ontology annotation, biological process: carbohydrate metabolic process.
AGCCUUCCAUGCCUAAUUGGUCUUCGGAAGAUACCCCUACGCUACCCAACGAUGAGGUUAAAGGUGAUGAUCUGCGAAUAUUCCUCCAGCUUCACGUCGAGUCUUUGCUUUAAUAAACUGGAGAACACUCCCCGCAGCUACAUGCAUGCAACGUUGCCAAAACUGGCUGCGGAGCAACACUGACAGCUCAACACUGACAACUUUUUGCAUCAUGACUUUCUCCUUAAAACAGGCGCUUCGGCGCAUGAGAAAUGCACCAGAGCAAGCUCAACAAAUCUCAACAUGCGAUCAUUCUGGCUCCUAACUUCCUUGGCCGCCAUACUCGGCCCGGCGGCCUCUGCCGACACCGCGCCGUUCACAUACAACAGGACUGACUUUCUUCUCCAUGGGAAGCCCUACCAAAUGAUUGGGGGGCAGAUGGACCCCCAACGAAUUCCGAAUGAAUACUGGAGAGAUCGGCUGUCCAUGGCACGAGCAAUGGGUCUCAAUACGAUUUUCUCUUACAUCUUCUGGAAUGAUAUUGAGCCGUCCCCCGGAACCUGGGACUUUACCGGUCAGAAUGAUAUCAAGAAAUACUUUCAGAUCGCCCAAGAAGAGGGUCUCAAUAUCGUUUUGAGACCUGGUCCGUACAUCUGCGGAGAACGUGAAUGGGGUGGAUUCCCGGCAUGGCUCAGUGAGGUACCCGGCAUGGCCGUCCGUACCAACAACAAGCCAUUCCUAGAUGCGUCCAAGGCAUACCUCGAACAUCUUGCUGAGGAAGUAGCACCGCUCCAAGUCACCAAUGGCGGGCCCAUCCUUAUGGUACAGGUCGAGAAUGAGUACGGUUCAUUCGGCAAUGACCACAUUUACGUCGCUGCCUUGAGAGAUAUGCUAAAAUCUCAGUACGAGGUCCCACUCUAUACAAACGAUGGUGGUGGUGAAUCAUAUCUUGCGGGAGGCCAGAUCACUGGCGUUCUUGCAGAGACUGACGGCGACCCAAAGACUGGAUUUGAAGCUAGAGAUAAAUUUGUCACCGACCCAACUAGCCUCGGACCCCAACUGGACGGAGAAUACUAUGUCACAUGGAUUGAUACUUGGGGCAGCAACAGCACACACAACACAAACGAUGGGAACGCCGCGGCGUUGAAGUCGAUCCAAGAUGACGUUGCCUGGGUGUUAACUAACAAAUCGUCUAUCAGCAUUUACAUGUUUCACGGAGGCACAAACAUGGGUUUCCAGAACGCCGGUCUAUGGAUCGAUAAUGCAUUGUCUGCAGUAACAUCCAGCUACGAUUAUGGCGCCCCCCUUGAUGAGAGUGGUCGCCCGACUGAUGCUUACCAUGCCAUACGAGAGACAAUCAUUGCGCACCUAGGCGACAAUUCCACGGUGCCAGAUAUCCCAGUGAAGAGCCCAAUGAUUGAUAUCCCGACGUUUCAACUCAAACCAUCAGUGGCUCUGUUUGACGCGCUGCCAGAACCUGCUCGUCAACAGAAUCCCACCAAUAUGGAGGCUCUUGGCCAAUCAUAUGGAUUUAUUAUGUACAGGCACAAGGUCAAUACCGCAGUUAAGGGGUCUCUUAAGCCGGGUGAUGUUCCAAGAGAUCGUGUCCUGGUUUAUGUUAACGGGGAGCGCGUUGGGGUUGUUGAUCGUAUCUACAUGGUACCAGCCACCGUUACGCUUGACCUCAAGGCUGGGGACGUUCUUGAGCUACUUGUCGAGAACAUGGGUCGCAUUGAUUAUGGCCCGGCACUCGUCGAGCAACGCAAGGGCGUAGUCGGAAACGUUACUAUCGGAGACAACGUUCUGCUUGACUGGGUGACAUAUCCCCUAGCUCUCGAGCAACCACCUGCUCCACAAGCCAAGUAUCGCGGCCCAGCACCCUCAGCUACCUCAACCCCAAUCUUCUAUACGGGAUCCUUCGAUGUCGAAACUAUUGGUGACACAUUCCUUGAGCUGCCAGGCUGGGUGAAGGGAAACGUAUGGGUCAAUGGUGUCAAUCUCGGUCGCUACUGGAUUAUUGGCCCGCAGCAGUCGCUCUAUCUCCCAGGCUGCUACUUGAAGAAUAAAGGCAACCAAAUUACUGUGCUCGCCCUCGAGCCUCUUGCAGAAGCCACAAGCGCGGUUGGUAUCUCAAAGCGAGUCUGGGGUAACAACCCCGAUCCUGAUGCUCCAUAAAUGGAUGAUCAGAUCAGACCAUCGUUCCGCGUUGACCACUUGGCGAGCCAAUAGAAUGGUGACUAUUGCAUGAUAUAAAAUGCAUUCU